CUGAAGCAACAAGAGAGCAAUUUUUUCAUAGUGUUGUAGAUGCACCGUAAAAAAAAAAAAAGGAGAGAGAGAGGGUUUUUUUUUGUUUUUUUUUUAAUACCCAACCCGGCCUUGAAAUUUACCCUCCAGAGGUGCCGCGGGCACCACCCCCGUGGGAGGCAGCCAGCCUGGGAUGCGACCGUGACGGGGAAUGAGCAGUGAGAACCAUGGGCUCGCGGAUAAAGGAAAAUCCCCAGAAGACAUUUGAUUUGUUCUUCGAGGCAGCCUGCCCCACGUCUGCAGAUGACGACCCCCAGGUGCUGAGGCAGUUCCCGGAGGAGUUCGAUGACCAGGAAUCCAUCCAGAUGCUGCCCAAAUUCUGCUUCCCCUUCGACAUAGAGAGGGUAAAGGAGAGCUCUGUGGUGCAGAACUUCACCUUCGCCCUUACCGAUCUGGAGGGGAACCAGCGCUUCGGGUUCUGCCGCCUGGCCGGGGGCUUCCGGACCUGCCUCUGCAUCCUCAGUUACCUGCCGUGGUUUGAAGUUUUCUACAAGAUCCUCAACAACAUUGCCGACCACUUAGCCAAGGAGCAGCUGAAUGAACUGACCGAGCUCCUCUCCGCCCUCUAUUGCCACCCGGUGCCCCAGAUGAACAGCCCCGUCAACCUCGAAUUUGACCAGAAGUUGAACAAACUGAGAAUAAGCACCGGCAGCUUUCUGAAUGGCCAACACAGAGACCGGAGCCGGGAGCCGGCGGGCGGGACCGAGUCGCCCUCCUACUUCAUUGCCCCGGACCUCGGCAGCCUGCCUACCAUCCCGGAGAGCCGGAACCUGACGGAGUUCGUGGUGGCCGUGGAUGUGCCCAACAUGCUGCAGCUGUACGGGAGCAUGCUGUACGAGCGGCGCAUCCUGCUCACCUCCAGCAAGCUCAGCACGCUCACAGCCUGCGUCCAGGCCUCCUCCGCCAUGCUCUACCCCAUGUACUGGCAGCACAUCUACAUCCCCACGCUGCCCCCACACCUGCUCGACUACUGCUGCGCCCCUAUGCCCUACCUCAUCGGUGUCCACUCCAGCCUCAUGGAGAGGGUGCGGGGCAAGGCCUUGGAGGACGUGGUGAUCCUCAACAUCGACACCAACACGCUGGAGUCGCCCUUCCAGGACCUGGAGAAUCUCCCGAGCGACGUGGUGUCUCUGCUGAAGCUCCAGCUGAAGAAGCAGUCGGCCACCACUGGCGACGGGGUGGCCCGAGCCUUCCUCCGAGCCCAGGCGCUGCUCUUCGGCGGCUACCGCGACGCGCUGCUUUGCACCCCGGGCCAGCCCAUCUCUUUCUGCCAAGAGUCCUUCCUCAACCAUAAGUCGAGCACCAUGCGGGAGUUCCUGCUCAAUGCCGUGCACCUGCAGCUCUUCAAACAGUUCAUCGACGAGCGCCUGGAGAAGCUGAAUGCCGGUGUGGGCUUUUCGGAUGUGUUUGAGCAGGAAAUCACCAACAGCGGGUUGGCGGCGGGUAACCUGAGGUCGUACCAGCUGUGGGUGGAGAGCCUCAAGAAAGGUGGAGGGGCCCUGAUCCACACUAUGAAGAACAAGACGAACCCAGCCGUCAGGAACAUGUACAAAUACGCCAAGAGCCACGCCCGAGACAGGCUGAAGGAGAUGCGAAGUCGCUUGAGGUACAGGGACUUGGGCCAGGCUUCAUCCCUGCAGCGAGGCGGCUCCCUGAAGUGUGACCAGCUCUCAGGCCCCAUCCUGCCCCGGAGCACCCAGUCCGAGUGCCUGCAAAGCCGGCUGCCCAUCACCCAGCACUUUGGGAAGUCCCGACCCCUGCGACCCAAUAAACGCUGCAGCGGGAUGGAGCUGGAGGCCCAGAGGGCUGCCCCGGCAGAAGGCCAUGAGGUUCCCCUGGGCUCUGAUGCCAUCCCUGAUGGGGGGGAGCUGGACAAGAGCUUCCUGGAGACGGGCGAGAUCGACCUGCUGGGCGAGAUCUUCGAGACGCUGAGCCUGGCGGCGCCCAGUGGACGGGGGCUGCUCUACGGGACCCGCAGCCUGGACUUCUGCAACAUGGAGGAGGGCGGCUGCUACACCAGGCUGAGGCACACGAACCCCAGUGAGGAGAACCUGAGCAGGCGCCAGGCCCAGGACCACGAGUGCUGGCUGCUGGCCGAGGAGGACGACUCGUCCCUGGAGUUCGCCCCCCCCUCUUCAGAGGAGGCCUCCCUGGCCGAGGAGGAGGCUGGGGACUCCCAGCAUGCUUUGCUGCUGCCCGCCAAGGCCACGCGCCCGGCGAGCGGGAUGUGGGACCGCGGGAUCAAUGAGGAUGAGGAGGGCCCUCCCCAGCCAGCUGAGGGGGUAGCAACUCUCAGGGUGCCCUGGCACAAGCCCUUCCAGCUCGGGGAGGAGGAGCUGGGGGGCAGGGCAGCCGGGGGGCAGGGAGGGGCUGGGGCAGAGCUGACACCAACCACUGGCUCUCUGGGGCCGCCUGAAGAAGAGGGCACAGGAGGCCACCCUGAAGCAGCCACUACAGGGCCAGAGUCUGGGCAGGGGGUGUGCAGGGCAGAGCCCCGCCCGGAACAGGAUAGCCCCACCCCUGAGGUAGAGCCCCGCCCUAACCAGGAUAGCCCCGCCCCUGAGGUAGAGCCCCGCCCUGAACAGGAUAGCCCCGCCCCUGAGGUAGAGCCCUGCCUCAAACAGGAUAGCCCCGCCCCUGACGUAGAGCCACACCUCCCACCCGAUAGCCCCUCCUCCCCUAGGGUCCAGUCAGCUGUGGCUCUGUUCCAGGCCAAAGUCUGCAGACAAACUGACUUCAGGGGCGGGGUCCCCCGGCUGGGGGCAGGGGCCACCCUGCCCAGCUCAUCCUGGCCAGAGCUGGAAGAAGCCUCCCAGCCCCCGGCCCUGCCCAAGGUAUCGGAGCUGAAGAAGAGGUUUGAGUCCUAAAAGGCUGGCGGCAUGGAGGGAGCUGCACCAGGGGGCCCGUGCUGAGCUACGGACAUUGCUGCACCAGGGGGCCCCCCGCUCAGCUGCACCAGGGCUCCCCAGGGGCCCGGGGGGGGGGUGGAGAGCUGCACCAGGGGACCCCUAGGCUGCGCUAUGGGCAGAGCUGCGCCAGGGCACCCAAAAGCUACACUGCCCCGCUUGGCUCAGGACAAUGGGGAGACGCUGCCCUGGCUCCAGCCUGCUCCACAAAGCCCGCGGGGGGGCUCUGAAUAAAUGCUUAUGGUGGAACCGCCAGGUGGUUGCUGUUCAAUCGGCCGUCCCACAGUGGGGCUCCGCGCU
Molecule: messenger RNA, 3245 nt
Organism: Mauremys reevesii (Reeves's turtle)
Lineage: Eukaryota; Metazoa; Chordata; Testudines; Geoemydidae
Product: DENN domain-containing protein 1B-like
Exons: 23
Coding region: 207-2906 (899 amino acids)
Biological process (GO): endocytosis; endocytic recycling
Cellular component (GO): cytosol; intracellular membrane-bounded organelle
Molecular function (GO): guanyl-nucleotide exchange factor activity; phosphatidylinositol phosphate binding
Source: RefSeq, a predicted model, not a curated record